This is a messenger RNA of Cordyceps militaris CM01, 183 nucleotides long. RefSeq lists its product as uncharacterized. The record is from RefSeq and is a predicted model, not a curated record. Lineage: Eukaryota; Fungi; Ascomycota; Sordariomycetes; Hypocreales; Cordycipitaceae. The coding region runs from base 1 to 183 and encodes 60 amino acids. The transcript has a single exon.
AUGGCCUUUUGCGUCCUCGAGGCGCUCAUUGUAGUCGUGUAUUUCCAGCGACGACAAGCAACGGGCACAACGCCCCAGCAGCCACCGUCGGCGAGAUGUCACUAUCCCCAGAGACCCGAAACGCUGCGAGACGGCUUGGCUGCAAAGUUGGAUUUCAUCUCAACACAGGUGCAGAUAGCAUAG